UAUGAACAGAAACUUGUGAACUUUCUGAAGGGCUCGCACUCCCUGUUUACAUCCGCCAGAGGGAGGGACUGAGUCGAAGGGGAUCAGCGCAGAUGUGGUGGGAGGUGAGAGGCAAAGAUACUGGGAGGUGGGAGGUGGGAGGUCGGCCGUCGGUUUGGGCACGUCCCGGUGCCACUAACCCAGCAGUCUGUCCCAAAGAUCUUUGGUCUAACCAAGGGCCACUACGGUGCAAAGCCCAGGAGGGAGAGAAGAGGAGACGGCGCCGGGAUCGUGCAUCAGCCCAGUCUGCCUGUGUUUACCGAUGCAGAGAACGGCGGCUGCAUAGGGAGACAAAACAAAGCGCUGUGGAGGAACUAACUCAUCAGGUCAAGCAGCAUCUGCGGAGGGCGAGAGAUGGCUCGGGUCUGGACCCUGCAUGGGGGUCGGAGAGGGGAGAUAACCUGUUGAAGAGCAGUCUGGCUUGGCAUCUGUUGAGAGAACUUUGGGAUGAUUUAUAUUCAUGCAAUGGGAAACGGUUCUGUGAGAGCACCAAGGCCUGAACAGAAUAACUCCCCCCGUACCCCGACAGACACCUCCUUGGAGAACUUGGACAACCUCAGAGGGAAGAUUGUUACUCUAGAAGAAGAACUGAGGAUGAAGGAUGAGCAACUGAGGCAGAAGUUGGAGACAAUAAAGUCGCUGGAAAAAGAACUUAAAGGGAAACUUUCCCAAAUCGGCAAGCUUCAGGAUGCCAUUGGGUACAAUACCUCUUCUGCCAACCAACAUAAGAAGCUGGUCAGUGUCAUAAACCAAGGGCCAAAACGCUUUGCCCAGGUGGCGACUGAGAUCCACCGACGCCUCAAGGCCAAAGAGGGAGUGUCAGCAGAGCCGACCUCCCGGAAUUAUUACUGCCACAGUGUGCCGAAGUUCUCUAUCGAGCAGCUUCGAGUACGGAAGGAUUCCAGCUUGAAGAAACUGAUAACCGAUGCGAUAAUGCACAACGAAUUCCUGAAGAAGCUGGAAUCGCAGCAUGUGAGGGAGAUAGUGGAGUGCAUGUACGAGAGGAGCUACCAAGAAACAGAUCUCGUCAUCCAGGAGGGAGAGCAAGGAAACCACCUCUAUGUUCUAGCAGAAGGGAUUUUGGAAGUUAUGCAGAAUGGCAAACUGUUGGGACAGAUGCAACCAGGGACAGCCUUUGGCGAGCUUGCAAUUCUCUACAACUGCAAAAGGACUGCUACUGUUAAAGCUGUGACAGAGUCUUGGAUUUGGGUUCUGGAUCGUCAGGUUUUCCAAAGCAUCAUGAUGGAAACAGCACAGGCAAGGAAUAGGAAAUACUUCAACUUCCUCAGCAGUGUUUCGAUAUUGAAAGGCUUGCCCGAAGAGAAGUUGUCCAAGAUUGUUGAUUGUCUUGAAGUUGAUUACUACGAUAAGGGCGAUUAUAUCAUUCGUCAAGGAGAGCAAGGUAGCACCUUCUUCAUUAUUGCAAAAGGAAAGGUCCAGGUGACACAGACAAGAGAGGGAGAUGAAGAACCACAAGAAAUUAAGAAAUUAAAGGCAGGAGAAUACUUUGGAGAAAAAGCAUUAAUAAGCGAUGAUCUUCGUUCUGCAAACAUAAUUGCAGAUGAUGAUGAUACCCAGUGCUUGGUUGUAGAUCGCGACGUGUUUAACCAAAUGGUUGGCACAUAUGAGGAGUUGCAGACCUACUUGAAGGAGUACGUGGAUCAACUCUCCCGCAGUGAUGAAAACAGAAAUACAAUGCCAUUCACAACUGCGCAACAACUUUCCUCUGAGUGCAUCGAGGUGAUGCGACUGAGGGAAAAGGUGGCCAAAUUUACGAAUGUAUCCCCUUCCAAAAACUUUGACAUCAUUACCACUCUGGGCAUGGGAGGCUUCGGCCGUGUAGACCUGGUGAAGCUGAAGGAUGAAGAUAUCACCUUUGCCCUGAAAUGUAUCAAAAAGAAGCAUGUUGUGGAUACUCGGCAACAAGAGCAUGUCUACUCCGAGAAGAACAUUCUGCUUCAGACCAAAUGCCAGUUUAUUGUGAGGUUGUACCGGACUUUCCGAGAUUCCAAGUAUGUGUAUAUGCUCCUGGAGGUGUGUCUGGGCGGGGAGCUGUGGACCGUCCUCCGUGACAUGUGUUUCUUUGAGGAACCUACAGCCAGGUUUUGUGUUGGAUGUGUUGUGGAGGCUUUUGAUUAUUUGCACAACAGAGGAAUCAUUUACAGGGAUCUCAAGCCUGAGAAUUUGCUGCUGGACUCUGACGGAUAUGUGAAAAUGGCUGAUUUUGGUUUUGCUAAGCGGAUUGGCCUGGGCAAGAAGACCUGGACCUUCUGUGGAACCCCCGAGUACGUUGCUCCAGAGAUUAUCAUGAACAAGGGCCAUGACUUUGGUGCAGACUAUUGGUCUCUGGGAAUCCUGGUCUUUGAGCUUCUGACUGGAAAUCCUCCAUUUACUGGUCCUGAUGCAAUUGAAACUUACAAUAUGAUUUUGAAGGGAAUGGAGCAAGUGGAUUUUCCAAAACGGAUCCCUAAUCGUCCAGCAGAUCUGAUCAGGAGACUGUGCAAAGUUAAUCCAACAGAAAGGCUGGGAAAUAAGAAGAAUGGAAUAAAUGAUAUUCGGAAACAGAAGUGGUUUCAAGGCUUCGACUGGGAGGGGCUACGGGCUCGGAAAAUGAAGUCCUUGCUUAAAAGAGAGUUGCAAGGACCAACAGACCACAGCCACUUUGACAGCUUCUGCCGUAACAAUGAACUGCCUCCAGAUGAGUUCUCAGGCUGGGAUGAGGACUUUUGAGGAUUGGCUUCCACAUCUGAGGAUGAAGACUGAGAACCUCAGGAAUCUUGGAGAAGUGGGAACAAGAUCAGUGAGCCGCAACAAGCUUUCUUAAACAAUUAGAACCAUAUCAUUUCCAAUCCAAUUGGUAUAUUCAGUCUGGAUGUGCCUUGAUGUUUGAAAGCCUGUGUAACUGCGCUGAUCCUGCGACAUAGUGCCUGCUGGUGAAGAGUUUUGGGACCAUGGGAGGUUGGAAUCGUAUGUAAUUACAGCGAUACAUUUAAGACACUCAGUCAGUGCACAUUCUGCCAAUAAUUGAAGAAAGCCACUAGUGCCAUUUAGCUGAUCCUUUGGAGAGCAUUAACUGUAAAAAGAAAAUGCAAAGCUAGCAACGGCCAUGGGGCAGGUGAUUGUUGAUUUGAUUGUAUUUGCAAGCCUAAUCUCCAACAGCCUAGUAAUUAAACUCCAGAGAAAAUGCCUACAAUGUAUUGCCUUGUCAAAAGAUCUGAGCUCACAUUUACAGACGAGAACAGAAUAAACAAAACACUGGCAUAAUCAUGGAAAUUACAACGGAUUACGAUGAGAAAUAUUAAUAUGAAAGAAAUGAUGAAGCAAUGACCAGUGAAGCCAAUGAAGGCAAAGGUUCUUCAGGAAAAUGGACCUCUUUCCAUAUGAGAACCUCCCUUUUUCUGACUGAUUGCUGUUGGGCAUCAGUUCAAGGAAAGACCUGUUUCCCUGCAGUACAGCUCCCUCGAGCUGGUCGAACUACUAAUCAAACUGAAGAUAUCUCUCAGAGUGAAAGCAAGGAAUGAAAGACUCAUUUUAAUGUCAUUUUUUAAGCUUUUACAGAGCAAGAAAUAAAGUUUGGAGUGUGUACUUAUUCUGGAAUAUUUUAAAUAAAUGUAACAAAAAUAAUUUCAGCUUCGAUAAAUAUUCUGAAAUUUCUCGAAGUGAUUAUUCUGAGGGGUGUUGACUUCACAGAUCAUAUUUGUUUUCCAGUGCCUGAGUGUGUUCGACAGUAUAUGUUGUUUAUUAAGCUAUAAUUAAAUAACAUUUAAUAUCAAUGACAAUCGAUCUUUUCAAAAUUGAAUAGGUUUAGGAGGCAGAGUAGACAGAUUGUCAGGGUCAUUACCACAAAGUUUCAAUAUCCUGGGUUCAAUUCCGAUCUCAGGCUGAAUUUGUUGAGUUUGCACUUUCUCCCUGUGACUGCGUCGGAAAUAACUGCAGAUGCUGGUUUACACCGAAGAUAGACACAAAAUGCUGAAGUAACUCAGCGGGACAGGCAGCA
Molecule: messenger RNA, 4036 nt
Organism: Leucoraja erinaceus (little skate)
Lineage: Eukaryota; Metazoa; Chordata; Chondrichthyes; Rajiformes; Rajidae
Product: cGMP-dependent protein kinase 2
Exons: 19
Coding region: 487-2769 (760 amino acids)
Biological process (GO): protein phosphorylation
Molecular function (GO): ATP binding; cGMP-dependent protein kinase activity
Source: RefSeq, a predicted model, not a curated record